Molecule: messenger RNA, 1116 nt
Organism: Lindgomyces ingoldianus
Lineage: Eukaryota; Fungi; Ascomycota; Dothideomycetes; Pleosporales; Lindgomycetaceae
Product: Aldo/keto reductase
Exons: 5
Coding region: 1-1113 (370 amino acids)
Source: RefSeq, a predicted model, not a curated record
AUGAAUCGGUCAUUGGCAGCAAACUUCAGUGGAGUCCCAGCAGCCUUGAACAGGUCCAUUCAGGCCACUAAGGCAGAAUUCCGUCUGCUAGGCAGAAGUGGCUUGAGGGUGUCCAACCCAAUCUUCGGUGGAGCCCAAGUUGGCACCUCACAAUGGCUACCAUGGGUGCUUGAUGAAGAAAAGGCGCUUCCAUUGUUAAAGUAUGCAUACGACAAAGGGAUCAACACAUGGGAUACGGCGAACAUCUACUCGAACGGACAGUCUGAAAGAGUUAUGGGAAAAGCAGUGCAAACAUACAACAUCCCUCGUCGCAAGCUCACUAUUAUGACCAAAUGCUAUCGCGUGACAUGCGAUCCGGAGAACUUUGACGCUGCGUCUCGAGUAGCUAUGCAUGGCGAUCUUGCAGACCAAAGUAAGGACUACAUAAACCAGUGGGGGCUCUCAAGAGGUGCCAUAUUCAAUGCAGUUGAAGACUCGCUCGAAAGACUCAAUACGCCUUACAUCGAUGUGCUGCAAAUCCAUCGUUACGAUCCCACUGUUGCACCUGAGGAAACGAUGCAAGCACUCCAUGACCUGGUGAAGUCUGGCAAGGUGCGGUAUUUAGGCGCUAGCUCUAUGUGGGCAUAUCAGUUCGCAACCUUACAGCACACCGCGGAAAAGCGUGGCUUCACGAAAUUUGUCGCCAUGCAAAAUCACUACAGCUUGUUGUAUCGCGAAGAGGAACGUGAAAUGAAUCAGUUCUGUAAGGAAACUGGAGUUGGAGUAAUCCCGUGGGCACCAUUGGCUGGCGGUCAGCUUGCGCGCGCGCCGGGACAGAACAGACAAACAUUGCGGUCUUCUGUCAACAAGAACGGAGCGUUCUACCACAAUGAUAGCACCAACUCACAGGAAAUAAUACAACGGGUAUGCGAAGUUGCAAGACGACGCAAUUGGCCAAUGAGCCAUGUGGCCUUAGCAUGGUUGAACCGUCGUGUAACGGCCCCAAUAAUAGGUUUCAGCAGUGUCGAGCGAAUUGACGAGGCAUUAGCGGCAAGGGGCAAGGCGCUGACUGAUGAAGAAGAACAUUAUUUAGAAGAGGCGUACAAACCACAAGGAGUACUAGGACACCACUGAAAC